This is a messenger RNA of Rotaria sordida, 1077 nucleotides long. Lineage: Eukaryota; Metazoa; Rotifera; Eurotatoria; Philodinida; Philodinidae. The record is from the annotation of a GenBank genome assembly.
AUGUAUACAGGUUUUUGUUAUAUUUCAUAUCUUUUAAUUAUCACUAUUCUGAAUAAAAUAGUUCUAGCAAAUGACAUAAAAGAAGUUCAAUUUAAAUCCCAAUUGAAUAGUUUAUCAUUAGCAAAAGAACUGAUUACCAACUCUAUUUUUCUUGUUCAUUUUCAAUCAGCUUUAACAAUUAUGGCCAGUGAACGAGAUUUUCCAUUUAAUAUUCCAACAGAUUCUAAAUUAAAUUAUAUUCGUUAUCCUCAAUCAUUUCGUACAACAACAAUACAAUUUAGUUCAGAUAUGCAAAAAAUAUUUUCGGAUAUUUAUUCAACAAUGUAUCAUAUUCAACUUGCUGUUAAACGAAUUCCAAAUCAUAUUAAAACAAUAUUAAAACUUAUUACUGCAGGUUCAUCUAAAAUGAAUGAAAAAAUGUUACCUACUAUUAUCAAUAAUAUUGCUCGUAUUUCAAAUGAAAAUAAAAUUCUACUCAAUAAAACUAUAGAUCAAUUAACUAAUCUUUUCAAUUUUGUUAACGAAAUCAAACAAUAUACAAUAGAUUUAUCAUUAACAUAUAAUAAUUAUUCUUCAAAUAAAACUGACUUAAUACUUUAUAAUGAAUUUAAUUCAAAAAAUAUUCUUGAAAAAAUUUCUAUAAUAAUACAACAAAUGAAAAAACAAUAUGAACAAAUUGUUCAAUUAAUGAAUAAUAUUGAUAUUCAAGAAAACUUAAAUUUAUUUCUUAAUGAUGAAAUUAUUCGUUUUAUUUCAAUCUUAUAUAACAUUGAAAAUAAUGCUUAUUAUUUUUAUCAAUUAUCAAGUAUUCAUAUGGAUAUAUUAAAUCGAUAUGUACUUGAUCAAAUUGCUAGUAUUGGACGAUAUACAGUAUUAUCAAGUGAUGAUGAACGUUUAAAAAAUUUUUCCAACUUAUCACAACAAAUGUCAAACAUUUUGUAUGAAGUUGAACAAUUAUUUCUCGAACGUCAAAAUGAAUUUGAAAUCAAUAGUAUGACGUUACAACAAGCAUACGAAAAACUUUUCGAUAAAUUUCAAAAUCGUUCAUCAACAUCUAAAUUGUUAGAAACUAAAUAA